GUCAAUGAGCUGAAAAACUGUUUGCUGAAUCAGGAGAGUCCUACACAUGAGAAUACAAUUGAGUCUGAGGCCUCCUUAAAGCUGCAGUUUGCGUUGAAGGUCUGUCGUGAAGACCUGACUAAAGCCCAACAGGAGCUGGUCAGGAUCAAAGCUGAGUACUGGGAUGUGGUGCCUCGAUGUGACUGGUACUCCUUGGAACAAGCACACAAGCAGACCUUGGUGCAGCUGAAGACACUGCAAGGUGACUUUGACCAGUUGAGGAGAAAGUAUGAAACUCUGCAGGAGCUCUAUAACACCGACAGCUUGCAGAUGACUCACUGCUCUGUGAUUCUGCAGGUGGAUGAGAACGUGUCUCACCGACAAACUCCACUUGAAUCCAGUCAGCCAAACCAGCUGAUCAGCUCUGAUCCUCCAGAGGGCGCUCUGCUCAAUGUCCAGGAGUUCAGUGCAGCCCUGACAAUGGCCUUCCCACUGAGGUCACAUCCUGCCAUUGAUGACCCAGUGCCUUCAGCUCAAAGUGAAGUGGACCUCAGUUCCUCUCAGAGACUCUCCAGCCCGGUACAGACCAGCAGGGCUUUCCCUGUCAUUUCAGUCAUAUCACACACAACAACAAAUAUAUACACAGAGGUUAGUCUGUCACCAACAUGAAACCAAAAACCAGUGGCACACAUUAGAGCAGGUGCCUUUGUGGGACAGGACAUACAGUAGUUCUCUCUGUCCACCCAUAUGUAAAGAGUGUUGUAGUCAAGUUCCAAAACCUACAAAGCUAAAGUAUCAGUUUAAA
Messenger RNA from Thalassophryne amazonica, 784 nucleotides. RefSeq names its product translin-associated factor X interacting protein 1 (gene tsnaxip1). The transcript has 5 exons. NCBI's taxonomy places the organism in Eukaryota, Metazoa, Chordata, Actinopteri, Batrachoidiformes, Batrachoididae. The record is from RefSeq and is a predicted model, not a curated record. Bases 310 to 648 code for a protein of 112 amino acids.